Molecule: messenger RNA, 1272 nt
Organism: Penicillium olsonii
Lineage: Eukaryota; Fungi; Ascomycota; Eurotiomycetes; Eurotiales; Aspergillaceae
Source: the annotation of a GenBank genome assembly
AUGUCCCACUCAAUGCUUGGCCCUAUCGCCAUCGUCGGCGGUGGCCCGUGUGGGUUAACACUUGCACGUCUACUCGAAACAGCCGGCUUCGACUACGUCGUCUUUGAGCGAGACGCAACAGCAAAGCCAACGCCGCGUUUCCAAGGCGGCACCUUAGACCUGCACCCGGAAACAGGCCAGGAAGCACUGCGCCAAGCGGGUCUAUCCGCAGAAUUCGAGAAAUUAGCUCGCCGUGAUGCAACGACAAUGACCGUCCAGGACUCCCAAGGCAACCUGCGCACAACAUUUGGCGAGACACGCGAUGCCCCAGAGAUUGACCGAUUGCAGCUACGGACGAUGCUGCUUGACUCGAUUCCAGCGCAUCGUAUUCGCUGGGGAAAGUCCCUUCGCUCCGUUGAGAAGAACAGCAAGGAGUCGUCAGAUCCCUCGAACUGGGUCUUGCGCUUUUCUGAUGAUACGACUGAAAGUGGAUUCAGUCUGAUAGUUGGUUCUGAUGGAGCCUGGAGUAAAGUUCGUCAGAUUAUCACACCGGCUAAGCCGCAGUAUUCGGGCAAGAUCUUCAUCGAAGGUCGUCUUUCCCUCGACAAUCCAGUAUAUAACGCAGCCCUGGAAAUGGUGGGCGCCGGUAAUUCAUUGGCCAUCGGAGCUGAGCAAUCUCUCGUCGUGCAGCAGAUGGCCGAUCGAUCAUACCGUGUAUACAUGGGCCUUGUUGCACCUGAAAACAUCGCCCGGCCCGGUGGAGAAGUUGAUUUAACUGAUAUGGGCAAAGCGCGUGCCGCCAUGCUUGCACCAGGUGGGCAUUUCGAUAACUGGGCUCCAGAACUGCGGGCCUUCAUUGAGGCUGCCGAGGGACCAUGGCGCGCUUGGCCUCUUUAUCGCAUGGACCCUGACGUUUUCCUGCCUGUGACUGGAACCGAGGAUAGGGAUCUAGGCCGAUGGGUUUCUUCCCCAGGUGUGGCAUUGUUAGGAGACGCUGCUCACAUAUCAAUCCCGAAUGGUGAGGGUGUCAACCAGGCCAUGUAUGAUGCUUUGGUUCUAUUUGAAAGCAUAUCAAGGGAGGCUGGCGCUGAUGCCAGGCUUGAAUCCGAUGAGACUCGGAAAGCGGCUCUUGGGCGCGCUGUCGUUGCAUAUGAAGCCGAAAUGCUUCCCCGGGCUCGUGAGCAUCUCCUUCACUCCAUCGAAGACGAGGGUAUGUUUUGGGGUGAGGAUGCUGCAGCUCGUUUAGUUCAAAUGUUCAACAAGAUGGCGAAGCAGAGCCAUCAGGAUGUGUGA